This is a messenger RNA of Serendipita indica DSM 11827, 279 nucleotides long. Lineage: Eukaryota; Fungi; Basidiomycota; Agaricomycetes; Sebacinales; Serendipitaceae. The record is from the annotation of a GenBank genome assembly.
AUGCCCGCUGAAAGCAGUAAUGCCCAGGACCCCCGCCAGGAGGUAGAAGAGAUCAAGAACCAGAACAAGCUUGAUGUGACCUUUAACGACGAUAAUAACGUUGGUAACGAUACGAACGCAAUGUGGGAGUGCAUCUACUAUUAUAAUGGAGACGAGAUCGGUGUUGCCCGGGCGACAAGCAAACAAGAGGCGAAAAGAUUGGCAGCUAUACAAGCUCGUGAUAAGUUGAAUCGUAUGGGAUACUACCGACAAUCCAAAAAGUCGUCCAAAGCCCAAUAA